This is a messenger RNA of Salvia hispanica, 611 nucleotides long. Its product is annotated as Thioredoxin superfamily protein. The record is from RefSeq and is a predicted model, not a curated record. Gene Ontology annotation, cellular component: cytosol. Gene Ontology annotation, molecular function: protein-disulfide reductase [NAD(P)H] activity. Lineage: Eukaryota; Viridiplantae; Streptophyta; Magnoliopsida; Lamiales; Lamiaceae.
AAUUAUAAACAAGAUAGCAAAAACCCUAAAUUCUGGAAAGAAAAAAAAUGCCGAUGAAGGUGCUGGAAGCAACUGUGGCUACAUUUGAUGGCGUGUUUCAGCAAUUUACCAAUGAAGCCGCGAAUAACAAGGCGAACUUUAUCCUUUUCUAUGCUGAUAAAGAACCAUCCACCAAUCUUAGUUGGUGCCCAGACUGUGUUAGAGCUGAACCGGUGAUAUACAAGAAGCUGGAAGAGGCUCCAGGUAAUGUGGCAUUGUUGAAGGCCUAUGUUGGAGAUAGGCCUUCUUGGAGGAAUCCUCAGCACCCGUUGAGGGUCGACCCUAGGUUCAAGCUCACGGGAGUUCCUACACUCAUCCGAUGGGAAAAUGGUUCCAUAAAGGGUCGUCUAGAAGAUCAUGAGGCUCAUCUGGAGAAAAAGAUCGACACCCUUCUGUCUGAAGAUUAGAGAGUCUUGCUUCAUGGCAGAGGAGAGCUGUGGUGCCUAAUAAAUAAGCUUUUCUCCAUUUCAUAUAGUUUGGCUCUUUCAGAUUUACAGACCACUAUGUGUUUUCAUGAAUAAUAUCAUCGCAUACCUGAAAAAUACUGUUAUCACAUGGUAUAAUUGGCUUUA